Molecule: messenger RNA, 855 nt
Organism: Effrenium voratum
Lineage: Eukaryota; Dinophyceae; Suessiales; Symbiodiniaceae
Source: the annotation of a GenBank genome assembly
GGCAAAGGACACUGGUGCAGCUCCUGGCAUGAGCUAUGCCUUUUGUGGCUGAGAGCCAUGCCAACCAUCAGUGAGCAAAAGCGGCGGAAGCCGAAACCUCCAGAAGAGAAGUGGUGGGAAAAGGCGCCCACGCUUCCCGGUGCAAGCUGCACCCCUGCGCAACGGCGGUUGGCUGACAAGGAACGCUACACAGGCGUAUGCCGACUGCUUCAGGUCAGCAGCCUCUCGCGGAUCGGAGUGGAAGCUGGCGACUUUUGCACCAGUCCGCCUCUUCAUGCCACAAAGCUUCUAGCCAGCCGAAGCAGUAAAGAGCUCACUGCGCCCAAACGGGCGGCUGACUUCCGCGCGGAGACGGACUGGCGCCUGAAGCUGAGGCCGUUUUCGCCGCCUGUGAAGGAAGCGAGGCAUAUCUGGCUGCAGGUCCCGUGUCCGGCUCCAACUCGGCGCCCGGUGUGGCCUCUACCUGCCCCCUGGCGACCUGAGAGACACGUACGACAGGAUCUCAACGAUACCGACCCUAUGGACCAUCCUCGAGUGAGUCCAACCAAGCGCAGCAGGCGUUUCAGCGCACAGGCAUAUCUGGCUGCAGGUCCCGUGUCCGGCUCCAACUCGGCAGGACGCGUGGCGCCGGGUGUGGACCUGAUCUCCCCUCUACCUGCAAGUGCGGCUUCCGGUCAUUCGACCGCUGCCGAACCGCGAGGUGCCGCGCUGAGCCGAGGUCGGGGAUGGCAUGCAGGGCUUGUUUCACCAGGGGUCAAGUCUCGCGAUUUGAGCGGAGAGCGCCUGCGCGCUCGUUGGGCCAGGUUGAGUUGGGAGGCUCUUCGCGUUUCACUGAAGCGAGCCGGCGCGAGCUGA